CGUGUAAACCUUGUGAAUGCUCCACAGUUUCUCUAGGUUUCCAAUCCCACCGCGACCUGCGUCAGUGCAUAGUACAGCCUCCAGCACUGACUCUGAAGAAUGUGAUGACAAUUAUGUGCCAAUGGUGCCCCCAGACGAACCAAACAUGAAGCUUGUUCCACCAAUGACUGCUGAUGGUGGAAGCAGCCCCAUGUCGAAACCCAAAGGAGACAAGCAGGUGGAGUAUCUCGAUUUGGAUCUUGAGUCUGGAACCUCUACUCCACCGAGAAAGAUGAAAAGCAAUGGGGCGGGCAUGCCUGCGUCAGACGAGCGCGUGGACUACGUGGUGGUGGACAGGCAGCGGACUCAGGCUUUAAAGAGCACCCGAGAGGCCUGGAACGACGGCCGGCAAUCCACAGAGACAGAGACCCCCAACAAAGGAACCAAGUGAAGAGCAGAGUCCCACCCUUCCCCACUUUCUCCCCCCAGCCUACAGCAGCCCCCCACAGAGCUCAGGCCUGUUUAACUCUUGGAGGCUCUCGUGAAGCCCUGGUCCCGUCUGUGCUGUUCUCAGUGGGAGAGUGGAGCUGCUGUCUGUCUGGAGCUCACUGUGCUUCUGUACGUGGAGUGUCGGCCAAGAAUAAGCUGUAUGCAAUGUGAACGCAGGUGACAGACUGGACUUGAAUAGGGUUUGACUGUUGCCCCCUUUUGUGGAUACAUUUUCUUUUUCAAUCAGAGUCCAAAUUUUUGCUUUGUUUUUCACCUUGAGUUAACAUUUCCUAAAUUUUUAAUGCUGUUCUCGUUCUGAAUUCAAGGUAAAAUCGUAGAUUGCGACAGCUAGCGCGGAGUUGCUCGAAACUAUUUUGAUAACUUGACUUGAUUUCAAACGGCAAACAGUCUGGCCAAUGGUAUGAAGUUGUUAUUGGAGCAGUUUGUGAAUCUCUAAUGAGAAAUGCGACUUUUACAACGCCGCUUUUCAGUCUUCCUGGCUGGUCUCUUCCAGGACAAAAUCUAAAAUCCACCCGGAAAACAACAGCAUAUCUGAUCCUGCUUUAAUUACGUGUUAAACUUUGGAACUUUUGCACUGAUUAAACAUAAAAGAGGCUUUAUUUAGCUUUAAACCAAUGAAAACUGGUAAUUAGCUUAAUGAACCCCAUAUCAGACCUUGCACUGCCAGUGUUCAGAUUCCAGUAUUUUACACGCACUUGCCAGCUUAUUAAAGGUGCAUUGUGUAACUUUUCUGGUGGAGGGAUCGUCACCUGCUUGUUUCUGUACUGUUGUUGUCUUUAGUCUGCCUGGAAUGUUCCACAGUAUGACAUUAAGCAGCUCUACUUGAUUUUUAUUCAAUUACAAGUGGUUUUAUAGCUCAAAAAUACCUACAAAAACAGACAUUCUGACUGUGAGCAGGGUCGUCUCUCCACAGAUCUGACCUGUAACUUGGUCUGGUUUGGUUUCCAAGGAGAUAGAAAGGUUUAAUACCAUACGGUGAAACAUUCAAGACAAAGCAAUAACCAGAAGGAGGCCCCAGGGAAGAACCAGGACACGUUGAAGGGUCUCUUGGCUGGCCUGGGAAAGCCUCGGAGUCCCCCCUUGGAGGAGCUGAAGGAAGUGUCUGGGGUGAAGGAAGUCUGGGAGUCCCUGCUUAGACUGCUGCCCCCUUGACCCAGCUCUGGAUAAGCGGAAAAAAAACACGGAGAAAAGCAUUUGACCGACCCUCCACCACAAAAAGUUGCACCUUUACGAACACGGUCUACAAAGCCGUUUAGUUCUUCAUAUAAACUUUUUUUUUCAUUACAGUAAUCUACAGGGAUAUUUCGGAUUGUUUCUCAGUCUCUGACAUAUGCAAGCACCAGAUUCACAGAUGUUUUGCUACAAUGACAACAGCCUUAUGGACGUGGAUUCUCUCUGUCAGUCUAUGUAGGGAUAACUGUGAUCUCCAAGGACAUGCACAACUCACGCGGUCAGUUUUGGGCUACGUUCAGUUCGAAUUUUAUAAUUUUUUUCAACUUUUUCCACAAGUGCUUCAAUCCAUCACGAUAAAAGCACAAAACUGUACAAAAGUGUUAUGUAAAUAUCCAAAUAAGUGUCCUUUAUUUGUAUGCGUUUUCCAGUGUGUGACUAAAAGGCUUGUGGAUUCUGCAGGGUAGAAUCCUCCGUCUGAUCGAAUAGCGUCAGGACUAAAGAAUGAAUUACUGUGAGUUUAAAUCCAUUGUGACAUGAUUUCUCUAGGUUAUGCAAAGGUGGUAAACUUAGGCUAGAGAGAGCAAAUCAGGUACUCUUUGCAAUGACAUACUAUUAACAGCUAUUCAUUUGUAAUUUAUUUUUCACAUUAUUUUAUCGGGAGAUGUCCUGUUCAUUUUGUCUGCAUAGUUUUACAUGCACCGCAGUUACAUUCACAUGCUCACUGAGAUUCCAAACUCUGUUGUCUUAGGUUUAAUUUAUUUGAAAUUGAACUGCCAUAAUGUUUUAAUCAAACCCUCAUGUUCUCAUCGACAUAAGUCUGUGCUUCAAGCCUCACGCAUGUGUUCAUCAAAUACAAUAGUUCUGCUGUAUAUAGACUGCCAUUGAUUUGAUAAAUGAUUAAAAAUUUGCCUACUAAGCCAUCUUUGUCACUCUCUUGGUCACUUUCUUUGUGAUACAAACUGCAAGGCAGGUGAUGCUUUAUCUUUUUUAAUAAUUCUUGACAGAAAUGUAAAUUUUAAAAUUGAACUAAAUAAAAAAACAACUUUAAAA
Boleophthalmus pectinirostris (great blue-spotted mudskipper) is the source of this 2712-nucleotide messenger RNA. Its product is annotated as GRB2-associated-binding protein 1-like. The coding region runs from base 17 to 430 and encodes 137 amino acids. Lineage: Eukaryota; Metazoa; Chordata; Actinopteri; Gobiiformes; Gobiidae. The record is from RefSeq and is a predicted model, not a curated record. The transcript is spliced from 3 exons.